This is a messenger RNA of Salmo salar (Atlantic salmon), 4796 nucleotides long. RefSeq names its product E3 ubiquitin-protein ligase RNF19B. The record is from RefSeq and is a predicted model, not a curated record. NCBI's taxonomy places the organism in Eukaryota, Metazoa, Chordata, Actinopteri, Salmoniformes, Salmonidae. Gene Ontology annotation, molecular function: ubiquitin-protein transferase activity; zinc ion binding. Gene Ontology annotation, biological process: protein ubiquitination.
UUUCCUUGUUCUCGGUUUGUGGCGUCACGGACUGGGGCUUUCCUCCAUGAGAAAGCAGAGGCUGCGGAGGUUCUUCUGUUGCUCUUCUAAAACGGGACAGGGCGUGAUCUGCACCUAUACAUACUCCAUUUGAUAUUUUAGGAACAGUGUGUCAGGUCCCGUAUAGGGAGCUGAGAUGCAAUAGCCUAGACGAGGAAGAUUUCAACACUCCCAAAGCAAGCGAUCACAGCCCAUCGCCAUUGACGAAUGAACAUUCACAGCGGAUCCCAGAAAACGGUCUCGUACCACCCCUUGAGAGAAUUUGGCAAUACGUCCAACCGGCCUCACAACCACAGACCACCUGUAACCACGCCAGCCCAGGACCUCCACAUCCGGCUUCUACACCUGCGGGAUCGUCUGAGACCAGCCACCCAGUAUUUCUACAGUUGAUUGAGAGUGUAAGAGACACACACAGAAGAGAAGAGGAGAAGAAAAAGAGAGAAUAAAGGACUAGAGAAGAAAAUCUGACCGGAGCAACCACAAAGAAGGAUUUAAGAAAAUUUGAAUAACCUCCAAGAAGUUGUUCUUUAAAUUCUAUAACGUUCCUAUCAUGUUUUUUUUCCUCGUUUGAAUUGAGAAACAUUUACUGAGAAGGGACAUUGACGUUUCUUGUUGUAGUCAUUCUCCUCUUUGUGGUUUACAGUAACAGUUUACUGUCAGUUUGGACCCCCAUGUUUGUUUGGACGAAAGCACACCUGUUACUUUUCUCACAUUCUUGAUUUGGAGCAACGGAGUGUGAGACGUGUGAACGCCAGUGGGAGGAAGGGGACUUUGUUUCUUUCACUUUUGUCUUCUCGUUUAUAGUUCCAUUUGUGGGUUCCAUUGUUUCUUGUCAGAGGAAGGGAAAAGGGUUUCCAACUGGGUAUCAGUGACAUUCCAUUCUGGUUUCACCCAAGGACAAGUACCCUCUUGUGUGUGUGUGAGGAAAGCUUCCUCACAGUGAUAUAAGACUAUAAGAGCGGAAAAGGAAAGAAGCUUCCGUGUGUCACUUCUGGGAAAAUGGGAUCAGAAAAGGACUCGGAAUCCCCCCACUCCUCGGUGAGCGGCAUUCCCAACCCCAAAUGCCGGGCACCGGGAAAACGCCACGGACGCAUCUCCUUCCACAGCCUUUUCCACAGCAAACGGGGUUCCCGGAGCGCCAAUGUAGGGGCGGCCACACCUUUAUCCCAGCUCCACAACCAAAACCAUCAACAACAGCAACUCACCCCCCUUGUCCCCCCCGUAGUCCCUUCUACCCCCACACCUAACCCAGCCCCCACCACCACCACGGACGCCCCCCAGGACCCAGCCAACUCCCCCACCUCCACCCAAACAGAGCCCCUCUCUUCCAGUCGGCUCUCCCUGGGUCCGCCCCAGUCCUCCAGCUCCACCACCACCAGCGCCUCUCCUCCAGCAGACUUCCUGGAGUGCCCCCUGUGCCUGGUGCCCCAGCCCCCAGAACAGCUCCCUGAGCUGCUGGGCUGCAGCCACCGCUCCUGCCUGUGCUGCCUGCGCCAGUACCUGCGCAUCGAGAUCACCGAGAGCCGCGUCCACCUCAGCUGCCCCGAGUGCUCGGAGCGACUGGCGCCUCAUCAGGUGGCGGAUAUUUUGGACGACGUAGGUCUGCUGGAGAAGUAUGAGGAGUUCCUGCUGCGACGCUGCCUGGCCUCCGACCCAGACUGCCGCUGGUGUCCCGCGCCCGACUGCGGGUUCGCUGUGAUCGCUUCGGGCUGUGCCAGCUGCCCCAGGCUGGUGUGUUGUAGAGAGGGCUGCUUGGCUGAGUUCUGUUACCACUGCAAGCAGGCGUGGCACCCCAACCAGACCUGUGACUCGGCCCGCCAGCAGAGGGCACUCUCCUUGCACAUGCACAGCAACCACUCACCCAGCUACGUGCAGGAGCACGGGCACGCUGACGACAUCAAGCCCUGCCCACGAUGUGGCGCCUACAUAAUCAAGAUGAACGACGGCAGCUGUAACCACAUGACCUGUGCCGUGUGUGGCUGUGAGUUCUGCUGGCUCUGCAUGAAGGAGAUCUCUGACCUGCACUACCUCAGUCCAUCAGGGUGUACGUUCUGGGGAAAGAAGCCGUGGACUCGUAAGAAGAAGAUCCUGUGGCAGCUGGGCACUCUGAUCGGAGCCCCGGUGGGCAUCACCCUAAUCGCUGGUAUCGCUGUGCCUGCCAUGGUUAUUGGCAUCCCCGUCUAUGCGGGGCGCAAGAUUCACGCCCAUUAUGCGGGGAAGAAGAGCAAUCGCCACAGGAGGAACCUGGCCAUCACGGGAGGAGUGGCCCUGUCAAUCAUCACAGCUCCUGUGAUCGCAGCCGUCAGUGUGGGUAUUGGCGUGCCCAUCAUGUUGGCGUACGUCUAUGGAGUCGUGCCCAUCUCUCUGUGCCGCGGAGGAGGCUGUGGCGUCAGCCGAGGAAAGGGGCGUGGCAUGCGGAUAGACUUUGACGAGGACGACGGCCCAAUCACAGUGGCUGAUGCGUGGCGGGCCCUCAAGUCCCCCAGCUUGGGUGAGAGCAGCCUGGAGGGGGCAGCCAGCGGCCUUAGCACCACCUCCCCCAGUGAGGGCCUCUCUGUGGCCCCCGGGGUCCUGGGAGACAACCCCCACUUCAACACUCUGGCCGGGGGCGCCCUUGGAGCCAGGACUGGCAAAUUCAACAGGUUGGAGCUCCAGGGAGGGGAGCUGGGGAAGGACGGUGCCCAGAGAGAGACAGGUAGUCUGGGAGCGGGUAGUGACUGUGCCAGCACCCGGGGCAUGGCAGGCUCCAUUAUCUCCUCCUACACACUCCCUGACAGGGACUAUACUAACCUGGAGAUCCAGGUGGACAUCGAGACCAAACCCAGCCACCUCUGCCUGACCAGUGAGGAAGACCUAAACACGCCCCCUGCUGCUAUGGCAGGGGAGGAGCCUCAGGACUGCAGCUCCAGAAGGGGAGGGGGUCUGUUUGGCUCAGCACUAGGCCUGUCGCCAGGGGCUUCGCUCAGGGAGGGGCUUCGCGAUGUCACUCUGGCCCAGCCCGAGAGCAUCCGUAGCGACCUGGAGAUGUCCGACACCCAAUCGGACGACAUCGCUGAGCUGACGUCAGACGACUGUGACUCGCCUCAUCCCAAGAGCUGCCGGCCCCCUCAACCCCAGGCCACCUGCAGACCCCUUCACACCUCCGACAGACUGCGCUGUCCCCCGGAUAAUGUCAUUCUCUAUGUUUAAGAGUCCAACUGAUGGAGAGCUCUCAGAGAUUCCACAACCCCCACCCAAAAUGUUUUUUCUUUUGCUGCUUUUUUGUUAACAAAACGUCUUACCUGCAAACAACACCCGUCUACAUGUGUCUGUCUUUCUCUCAACAUCUUGAUCUCCUUGCAGAGAAUUGGCAGGGUUCUACCUCUGAGAUUUCUCUGUUUACUUCUUGGUGCAAAAAUGCCUUGGCUACUUGAGCGACAAAAAAAAGCUAAACAAGAGGUACACAUUUUCCACAAGAAAUACUGCAAAAAAAAAAAGAGGAAACAAGGUGAAAGGUCACCAAGCACACUAACGAGUCAAGGAUUGUGGGGAAUGGGGUUUGUACUAUGGAAGAGGAUGUUUUUAGGGAUGUUUGAGUGUGGCAUUUGUACUGGACUUUGUUGGCUUAAUUUCCUCCUUUUUUUUGUUAGAACUGAAUGAUAUUGAAUGAUUUAGAAGUAGUUUUAUUUGCUGUGUGCAUGAUUCUCCGUGAACUGAGUUUUCUAUGGCUGUGUAGGCCUUCAAGUGUAGUAUGUACCCGUUACACUGGUGGAGUUUACAGUAGUUUGUUCAGAGACGUGACUUUUAGAGGCGAUCUGCACUUGAAUCUCACCUGCACAGAGAAGAACAAUGUAGGGGUUAACGAGAGUCAAUGUUGUGGAAGAUAGACAAGUACUUAACCAGCAGACAGUUCCACUUGAAUGACUGACUGCCUGCCUUACAGACAGUGAUGACACUCACUGACGAACACACUGGCUUUCUGACAUGCUAGCUGUCUGACCCACUCUAGUUAUGUGUGUGCGUUCUACACGAAGACUAUAAAGACAAAAUAUACAUUUUCAGUAGAAAACAAUAGUAGAAUGAAUGGAUGGACUUCUUGUGAUUGUAUUUGUUUGUCCCACUAUCGAGUGAAUUUAUGAAUGAGCACUUGUGCACUUUAUCUAAAUAUUAAUUUUAUUUUUUUGCUCUUUGUUGUCAUCAGUUACUGUCUUUGAGUUUUCUUCCGUCACGUACUUGUAAAAUCAUAACCAAAUGUUGAUUAUCAGAAACCUUUUUACAGUGUAACAACAUUUUGCAGACCCAUUUUUAUUUCUUCUAGAAUAAUUACUAGAGCUUGUUUUUGCUGUUUACCAACCAUGUGUUUGAGUUGUUUAAGAUAUCCCCAUUUACUAUAGACAUCAUGAAAUCUCUAUAUGGGAACAUUGUUUCAUUUCAAAUAAGCUUUAUGCGGUCAGAUCAUACUAUUGAGCAGUGCUUGGUAUGGUCUGUUGAUGUUAUUCAGUUGUCGCUUAUUUCUGCCUAUGAGAAACCACAUGAAUGUACCACGGAUUGAAACAGGAACUUCCUAAAUAUGAAAGGAGGAUUUACCCUUAAGAACACAGUACAUGUGGGUAAAAUAGUUAUAAAUAUAUGAAUAGCAAUAUAAAAGUGUUGUAUAUAAAUGUGUAGUAUCUCCUGCCACUGUUUUGGAAGCCCCUUUCUGGGGCCAAACACACAGGACUGUGAAAGAGGUUGUGGACUUUGAUUUGGAAAAUAAACAAAUGUUUCUGUUGCAACAA